Pongo pygmaeus (Bornean orangutan) is the source of this 1325-nucleotide messenger RNA. It is a transcript of the gene NRG4, whose product is annotated as neuregulin 4. Bases 59 to 484 code for a protein of 141 amino acids. NCBI's taxonomy places the organism in Eukaryota, Metazoa, Chordata, Mammalia, Primates, Hominidae. The transcript is spliced from 7 exons. The record is from RefSeq and is a predicted model, not a curated record.
AGGUACUGUUUUUCAACCCUACUCUCUUGACCAAGAAUGAAACUGUUUACAAAUUAAGAUGCCAACAGAUCACGAAGAGCCCUGUGGUCCCAGUCACAAGUCAUUUUGCCUGAAUGGGGGGCUUUGUUAUGUGAUACCUACUAUUCCCAGCCCAUUUUGUAGUCUACUCUACACGAAAAUGAAAAUGACAACAAUGAAGACCUUUAUGAUGAUCUACUUCCACUUAAUGAAUAGUAAGAGGUGCAUUGAAAACUAUACAGGAGCUCGUUGUGAAGAGGUUUUUCUCCCAGGCUCCAGCAUCCAAACUAAAAGUAACCUGUUUGAAGCUUUCGUGGCAUUGGCAGUCCUAGUAACACUUAUCAUUGGAGCCUUCUACUUCCUUUGCAGGAAAGGCCACUUUCAGAGAGCCAGUUCAGUCCAGUAUGAUAUCAACCUGGUAGAGACGAGCAAUACCAGUGCCCACCACAGUCAUGAAGAACACUGAAGAAACGUCAAAGUGAACCAAAUCAUUGUUUUUAUUUUACAGAGGCAGAAAAUGAAACACCACUAGGAUUUUCAUUAAGCCAACUCAUACCCAGUUUCUACAAAUGAAAAUCAAGUCAAUCAUCUAAAAUUUCAUGAUUUCUUCCCAUCAAGAGGAUCUGGAGUCUUCUGUUCCCAUUAAAACUGAAUUUAUGGCAGUGCAAACCUGGGCCAGACUGGGUAUAAAAUGACAAAAGCACAUUUAUAUUCUUAAAAAUUUCUGCAGAUUGCAUAGAAAGUUCUCAGAUUUGUAAAAGUUUAUUUCUAUUGUAAUUCUUUGCUUGUUCACUUUGUUAAAUUUGCAAUAUAAACUAGUUGCACGUCUUUUGCUAUCUGGCCUCGUAGGUUGAGGGUUAGGGUUUGCUUUAAGCAAAACUGAGAUAACUGUAAUGUGAAUUGGCCUACUAGAUUGCCCACUUUUAUCAAUCUGCAAGGGUGGAUCUAUUUCUAGGUCUUAAUUUCAAGGUUUAUUUUCCCUCUUCCUUAGAUUUUACUUGGAUCAAAGGGCAUGGAAAUAUAUUCCUUGCUUAAGCCUUAUACAAAGGAAACUAGCCCCAGAGAUUAUUUUGCUUUGAAAGUAUGUAUAUGAAAUAAGUAUUUUUAAAUGUCUUGAUUAAAUAAAGCGUUCUAUGAUCUGAUCGUCAGCUCAGUAUGUAGACUAAGGGUACACCUUUACUUCUCUUUUUUAUGCUCACAUUUAUUUCAUGUGAUCAUUUUCAGUUUCACAGAGGACUACAAUGAUUGUCAUCUCUAGGAAUUUAGUUUGUUUUUAGCUAAUACUCCUUUAAUGCUUCUAAGACAAG